CGGCCGCGCGAACGCGCGCCCCGCCCUGCGCGCCUUCCCAUCUGUGCUCCCCAGCCUUUUCUGCCUCUUAGAACCUUCCUGCGGUCGUGCUCGCAUCUCGCUGCUGCAGCCUCCGGGGCUCCGUUACGUCCUUUCAGUCUGAAACCGGCCCAGAGGAAAAAAACCCCAAAAACCUUAAUUAUCUUUUCUUCCUCGGUACCUACAUUGGAACCAUCAAAAAAAAAUUUAUUACAGUAAACCGUAGCCAUGAGGGAAAUCGUGCACAUCCAGGCCGGACAGUGUGGCAACCAGAUCGGUGCUAAGUUCUGGGAGGUGAUAAGCGAUGAACACGGCAUCGACCCCACCGGUACCUACCACGGGGACAGCGACCUGCAGCUGGACCGAAUCUCUGUGUACUACAACGAAGCCACAGGUGGCAAGUAUGUCCCUCGAGCUAUCUUGGUGGAUCUAGAACCCGGGACUAUGGACUCUGUUCGCUCAGGUCCUUUUGGCCAGAUCUUCAGGCCAGACAACUUUGUUUUUGGUCAGUCUGGGGCAGGCAACAACUGGGCUAAGGGCCACUACACAGAGGGAGCUGAGCUGGUUGACUCUGUCUUGGAUGUGGUGCGGAAGGAGGCGGAGAGCUGUGACUGCCUGCAAGGCUUUCAGCUGACCCACUCACUGGGUGGAGGCACUGGCUCUGGCAUGGGCACCCUGCUCAUCAGCAAGAUCCGGGAAGAAUAUCCUGACCGCAUCAUGAAUACCUUCAGCGUGGUCCCCUCACCGAAAGUGUCUGAUACCGUGGUAGAGCCCUACAACGCCACCCUGUCCGUCCAUCAGUUGGUGGAGAACACAGACGAGACCUACUGCAUCGACAACGAGGCCCUCUACGACAUCUGCUUCCGUACCCUCAAGCUGACCACGCCCACCUACGGGGACCUGAACCAUCUCGUCUCAGCCACCAUGAGCGGCGUCACCACCUGCCUCCGUUUCCCGGGCCAGCUUAAUGCUGACCUUCGGAAGCUGGCUGUCAACAUGGUGCCAUUCCCACGUCUCCACUUCUUCAUGCCUGGCUUUGCCCCUCUCACCAGCCGUGGAAGCCAGCAGUACCGGGCCCUCACUGUGCCUGAACUUACCCAGCAGGUCUUCGACGCCAAGAACAUGAUGGCCGCCUGCGACCCGCGCCACGGCCGGUACCUCACAGUUGCGGCUGUCUUCCGUGGACGGAUGUCCAUGAAGGAGGUCGAUGAGCAGAUGCUCAACGUGCAGAAUAAGAAUAGCAGCUACUUCGUGGAAUGGAUCCCCAACAAUGUCAAGACAGCUGUCUGUGACAUCCCGCCACGAGGCCUCAAGAUGGCAGUCACCUUCAUUGGAAACAGCACGGCCAUCCAGGAGCUCUUCAAGCGCAUCUCGGAGCAGUUUACGGCCAUGUUCCGCCGGAAGGCUUUCCUCCACUGGUACACUGGUGAGGGCAUGGACGAGAUGGAGUUCACCGAAGCUGAGAGCAACAUGAACGACCUCGUCUCCGAGUACCAGCAGUACCAGGAUGCCACAGCAGAAGAGGAAGAGGAUUUUGGAGAGGAGGCAGAAGAAGAGGCCUAAGGCAGAGAGCCCUGCUUCACCUCAGGCUGCUUAGUUCCCUCAGCUUCCUCCUACUGCCCUUUGUUCUCCAGUUUCUUUCUGCUGCCUCUGUCCUGUUUUUGUUUCGUUUUUGUUUUCUUGGUGCCUGGCACAUGGGAGGCACUCAAUAAAUAUUUGUUUGUGGAA
This is a messenger RNA of Mastomys coucha (southern multimammate mouse), 1746 nucleotides long. RefSeq names its product tubulin beta class I (gene Tubb). The coding region runs from base 247 to 1581 and encodes 444 amino acids. The transcript has 4 exons. The record is from RefSeq and is a predicted model, not a curated record. Lineage: Eukaryota; Metazoa; Chordata; Mammalia; Rodentia; Muridae. Gene Ontology annotation, molecular function: GTP binding; GTPase activity; structural constituent of cytoskeleton. Gene Ontology annotation, cellular component: cytoplasm; microtubule. Gene Ontology annotation, biological process: mitotic cell cycle; microtubule cytoskeleton organization.